This is a messenger RNA of Aspergillus aculeatinus CBS 121060, 635 nucleotides long. RefSeq names its product profilin (gene pfy1). The record is from RefSeq and is a predicted model, not a curated record. Gene Ontology annotation, molecular function: actin monomer binding. The transcript has 5 exons. The coding region runs from base 238 to 633 and encodes 131 amino acids. NCBI's taxonomy places the organism in Eukaryota, Fungi, Ascomycota, Eurotiomycetes, Eurotiales, Aspergillaceae. Gene Ontology annotation, cellular component: cell cortex.
CUUCAUCUCCUUUCCCCUCCUUUUCCUCAACCUCCUAUCCAUCAACUGCUGUACAUUACAUAGUAGUCAACUUAUCAUCUUUCCUGGUCCGACUUUUUUCCUUGGACGACCGCCUUCUACCCCCCCUUCCUAACUCUUUCUGCCUUGUGGGAACUUUCCUCCUUUCCUCCUUUCCGUUCUUCUCCCCGACCAUCUCCGUCGUUUGUUUAUCCCACCACUUCUAUCACCACCGUCACCAUGGGUCAGCACUCCGCUAUCUGGCAAGGCUAUGUCGAUUCCAGCUUGAUGGGAUCCGGCCAAUUCGACAAGGCUGCCAUCCUCGCCUAUGACUUCUCCGAUGUUGAGGCUUCGUCCCCCGGCUUCACGAUCGCUCCCCAGGAGCUGACCGGUCUCGCCGCCAUCUUCAAGGACCCCAGCAGCGCCUUCGCCAAUGGUAUCAUCGUCGGAGGAGAGAAGUUCGUUACCAUCAAGGCUGACGAGCGCAGCGUGUACGGCAAGAAGGGCAAGGAGGGUAUCGUCAUCGUCAAGGCCAACUCCUGCGUCUUCGUCGCCCACCACGGCGAGGCCGUCCAGACCACCAACGCCGCCACCGUCGUCGAGAACCUCGCUGACUACAUCAACAACCCCCGGUAGAU